CAAAUGCCUCAACAACUUGCAAAAGACUUACGUCUCCAAGUAUCUCAAAGUCACCUAGUGCCCCGAGGAAUUCCAGUGCAAUCAAGCCUCCAAAGUUAUCAUCCAGGCCCUAUGAGCAAACUACGUUACCUACUAUCUCAAAGUCCCCUAGUUCCUGCUGGAACUUCAGUGCAAUCAAGCUUCCAAUGGCAUCCAGUCCCCACUGGCAAACUAAGUCAGCACAUGACUCAAAGUUCCCUAGUUCCUACAGGAGACCCAGUACAGUCAAGCCUCCAAAGACAUCAAAUCCCAGCAAGCCAUCAAAAUCUCCAGAUGUCACAAAGUCCUCUAGUUGCUGAAGCAACUUCAACACAAUCAAACUCCAAUGGCACCUAGACCCUGAGAGGGACAUAGGUCCCCAAGUGUCCCCAGGACCAUCAAUGAAAACAAGUUCCUAUAUGUAUCCAGGUCCCCUAAUGUACCCAGGUCUCCCACCACUGGGAACCCACCCAGUGAACCCAAGUCCCCAGUUACCCUCAUGUUCCCCAGGGAGUCCUGGUUUUGAGGAUUCCCUAGACUUUCUGGAGCCCUCAGAUAUAUACAGCAACCAGAAAGUUCCCCUCAACUCUCCGGAGAGACAGAAGAAAACACGCACUGCGUAUUCAAAGCGAGAAAAGGGGCUGCUGCAAGAAUAUUUCAGUAAAUGCAUGUACCCAAGCCGGGAGAAACGCAUGGAACUGGCACAAGAGAUGGGUGUGACAAAGCAACAGAUCCAGAUCUGGUUCAAGAACCAACGGGCCAAGCACAAACGGAAGAAUGCUUCAGAAGGAGUGCCAGAGACAAGUGGAAGUUGUAAAGGUGUUUCAGAGUCAACCGGUUCCUGUGCUCCCUUAUCUGUACUUGCCUCAGCCAAUGGAGAGUCCAUGUCUCCAGGUACAUCUGGUGUGGGCUCCAUUCCCAACCUCAACCCCUGCCUGGAAGCUUCUCUCCAUGGUGAUCAGGUCUGCAAGGGUGCCAGGUGUAGUCCCAAAGAGAACCUGUUUGAUUUUGAAUCCCCACUUGCAGCUGCCCACCCUGGCCAACCCGAAGCAAAUGAAGCCCCAACUGACCCAGCAGUAGCUGAAGGUACAGCCUCAGCUGAAGCUCCACUUCCCAUGGCAUCUGCACCCCAAGAACCAGAGGAUGCUCAAGACUCAGAUUCAUCUUCUGAGAAGCUCUGGCAACAAGUCCUUAAGGACUUGGACACAUUAGAGGACUGUUAGACUUGGCCCGACAUCUUCUGUGAAUUUGCCUUUUCCCAAUUUAA
This is a messenger RNA of Peromyscus californicus insignis, 1285 nucleotides long. Its product is annotated as tetrapeptide repeat homeobox protein 2-like. Gene Ontology annotation, biological process: central nervous system development; brain development; regulation of DNA-templated transcription. Gene Ontology annotation, molecular function: DNA binding; DNA-binding transcription factor activity, RNA polymerase II-specific. The record is from RefSeq and is a predicted model, not a curated record. Lineage: Eukaryota; Metazoa; Chordata; Mammalia; Rodentia; Cricetidae. The coding region runs from base 420 to 1241 and encodes 273 amino acids. The transcript has a single exon.